AUGCUCAAUUCCUCGCAGCUGCGUCUCGCCGCCGAAGAACUAGAUGAAGAACACCUGGAACCACCGCCCCUGUACCCGCCUUGGCAGUGUCCUGUGCCGCCUUUGGAGAUCUCGCAAGAGGACACACAUCUGACCUCGGCCCUUGUUCAGCAGCCCAGAAAGUUCUACAAGUCCGGUUUCAACGUUCCUCCACCCAAGAAGCCGCGAAUCGAUCAUUACUGUUUCAAAGUCGUCCCUAUGCCGCCUCCUCGCGUCCACUAUGAUUCCUCGUACUUUCCGGACGAACUGAAGGUUUCUAAAAUGGCGAAAAAGACCAAGAGGUCAUCUCAAACCUCUGUCGCUCAAGUAAACAUUGAGCAAGAGCUGCUGGCGCUGCAGGCUCGUAGAAAGGACGAGACAGCAUGUGGCAGUGAUGAUGAAGGGGAAGAAGAAUCCACCGAAAAGAGCAGCGAAAGCGGAAUUGGAGAUGAGGAGAAAGGCGAGUCAGAUGAGGAAGAGAUGGAAGAGGCCACCGACUAUGUGCAUAAUUAUUACGACGAUUUUGAAGACGAUGGCGCCUUCAGUGAGGAUAACUUCGAUGAUGCCGCCUUCUUCUGA
This is a messenger RNA of Rhipicephalus microplus (southern cattle tick), 597 nucleotides long. RefSeq lists its product as uncharacterized. NCBI's taxonomy places the organism in Eukaryota, Metazoa, Arthropoda, Arachnida, Ixodida, Ixodidae. The record is from RefSeq and is a predicted model, not a curated record.